Microthlaspi erraticum is the source of this 642-nucleotide messenger RNA. The record is from the annotation of a GenBank genome assembly. Lineage: Eukaryota; Viridiplantae; Streptophyta; Magnoliopsida; Brassicales; Brassicaceae.
AUGUCCUUUUUGAUUUUGUCACAGGACGUUCUUCUAGGAGGAGUCGACACAUCUGCAAUUACAAUGACAUGGGCAAUGACAGAACUUGCUAGAAACCCUAGAGUGAUGAAGAAAGUCCAAUCUGAAAUCAGAAACCAACUUGGGAACAACAAAUCCAUGAUCAGCAUUGAAGACACAGAAAAGCUAGAUUAUAUGAAAAUGGUGAUCAAAGAAACAUGGAGACUACAUCCUCCAGCACCUCUUCUUGUCCCAAGAGAAGUAAUAAAUGAAUUUGAGAUCAACGGCUACGUGAUCAAGCCCAAGACAAUGCUUCAGGUGAACGUUUGGGCUAUCGGGCGUGAUCCUGACACCUGGAAAGACCCUGAGGUGUUUCUACCGGAAAGGUUUCUUGAUAGUAAGAUUGAUACAAAAGGACAGAACUUUGAGUUGUUACCGUUUGGAGGUGGCAGGAGAAUCUGUCCUGCGAUUUUCAUGGGAACAACGAUGGUGGAGUUUGGUCUUGCAAAUAUGUUGUAUAACUUUGAUUGGAAGUUACCAGAAGGCAUGGUGGUUGAAGAUAUUGACGUGGAAGAAGCUCCUGGACUCACCGUGAGCAAGAAAAACGAUCUUCUACUUGUUCCUGUUAAGUACUUGGAUUGUUGA